CCUACUUCUCCACAGAAUCUCAUCGGCCCACCUCUCCAGACGAAAUAAUGGCGAAUACGUGAUUGUUAUUCAGAUCGAGACUAAGCAGAGAUAACCGCCUGGGAGCUAUGCGACAAGGCCGUCGCUGGCAUGGGCCUCCAUCGGGUCGGAUCGAGAUUGCGCAAUUGGAUCUAACGAUGAGCAUCUGAAACGACAUCCAACCCACGUUUCUAGCAUCGUUGCAUUGGCAUGAGGUAGUUCUAGACCUGUUUCUCGAGAUGGACUGUGCGAGAGAUGCAUUUAUAUCGUGUCUUCCCUCUUCUCUGUGUGUAUUUCCGAUAGUCAGUCGUCAGCUCGUCUACAACCAGCAAUAUGGCGCUCCCAUUCCCUUCAAAGAAUAAAUCCGAGGAGAGGAAUUCCCACGAGAUCGAUAGCAGCAUCGUCGACUUGGGAAGCUUGAAAUUCACCCUCGAAGCUGGUGAAAAUUCAUCUUUGCCAACCUAUCAAGAAGCCAGUGGUGCUCCGGUCGAGGUCAAAUCACCUCUGGGCUACUCUGUCGGCCCAAUUACAAUCAUAUGUCUGAAUCUGAGUAAGAUGAUCGGGACGGGAGUGUUCUCGACUCCGUCCUCGGUGAUGAAAGGUGCUGGUUCGGUCGGGUUGGCUUUCAUCUACUGGACCAUUGGGUAUUUGAUGGCUUUCAGUAACCUGGCUGUCUACUUGGAGUUUGCGUCGUACUUCCCAAGUCGAUCGGGAUCAGAAGUGGUGUACUUUGAACAGUCCUUUCCGCGACCAAAGUAUUUCUUCCCGACUGUGUUUGCGAUGCAGACGGUUGUGCUGUCAUUUAGCAGCAGCAAUGCUGUCGUGCUGGCACAAUAUUUGUACAAACUCGCGGAUUCAACUGGUACAGAUUGGGAGUAUAAGGGGGUCGCCAUAGCUUCCUACACUGUAGCUGUUCUCUGCCUCGCAUUCAAUACAAAAUGGUCUUUGCGCUUCGCAAAUGCCAUUAGUGUCGUGAAAUUCAUAACCCUCGUCCUUGUCGGCAUCACUGGGCUUGUUGUGCUCGGAGGCAACACGCGCGUGAAGGAUCCAACAGCCAACUUCCGAAACGCUUUCUCGGGCAGUUCCAAAGCCAGUCCAUACGGUGCUACGAAUGCAUUGGUGAAAGUCAUGUUUUCAUAUGCUGGCUACGAAAAUGCAUUCAACGUCGUGAAUGAGGUCAAGAAUCCAGUCAAGACCUUGCGCUGGAGCGCGCCAGUGUCAUUGACGAUAACGGCAGUGCUUUACAUCCUUGCCAACGUUGCCUAUUUCAGUGCUGCAACGACCGAUGAGAUCCUCAAGUCGGAGAAUACCGCGGCGAGUGUAUUCUUUCAGAAUGUAUUCGGUAGCGGAGGGGCUUCGCGAGCGCUGAACUGUCUUAUUUGUCUCAGUGCUUUUGGCAAUUUGCUGGCUGUCUUGAUCGGACAGUCUCGGAUGCUGCGUGAGUGUGGAAGACAAGGCGUUCUCCCCUGGACUAGCUUCUGGACAUCAACUCAGCCCUUCGGAACUCCUCUGGGUCCGUACUUUGUAAAAUGGGCAUUGACAAUCAUCAUGAUUAUAGCUCCUCCCUUCGGCGAUGCCUUCAACUUCGUCGUCGAUCUCGCCCUAUACCCGACCUCUUUUUUCACCUUCAUCCUAGGCAUCGGUUUACUCGUCACCCGUUAUCGGCGUAAGAAACUCGGGUUUCCACAAGCCAGUUACAGAGCGUGGGACGUUGUAGUCUGGUUCUCGAUCAUCUCUAACCUUUACAUGCUCGUCAUGCCAUGGUACCCGCCAGACACGGGAGCAGAUGGCGGAGACGUCAGUUUCUGGUACGCGACGUAUUGCGCCGCGGGUCUUGGAAUCAUCGCACUGUGCGGAGUAUACUACUACAUAUGGGUAAAGGUCCUCCCCAAAAUCGGAAAAUACGAACUUCGACAAACCAUCAUCGAGCUGGACGGCGGCGGCUCAACGCAUAAACUCAUCAGAGUACCGCACAGCGAACUAUCUCGCUGGGAUGCAGAGCAUGACGCGACAGGUCGACUGCGCCAUCGGACUACUUAUGAGGCAAAGUCUGAGGGAACGUAUAUAACGACUGAGUCGUGAUGUGGAAAGUACACUUCUCUUUUCUUCUGUCAUUGAUUGCAUGGGCACGAUUCCUGCUUCGGGAUUUACGCCUGCUGAUAUCUGAUUCGCCAAUUUUGAUAGUUAAACGUGUUUCUAGAACAAAUGAUUCUCAGUACGUAUAUGAAUGACAUCUCUGGAAUAGUUCGGAUUGGUGAACGGGCCAGUAAGUAGGCUUCUAGCGUUGUUUGGUCGAUCAGGUUGAAUCUUGCAGACUAAGUACUCCACUCUUGCUUGAAACCGGUUUCUCGAAAACAACAUGGACCACAGUCCCGCAAGAUGAUAAUCAAGUUAUAGUUGUAAUAACAAAUGAUGAGGUAUGGUAGCGUAACAUAGUCAAUGGAUAUAUGUCUGUGACUCAAAGAGUCAAUGUUUAUUUAGGCCAGCG
Messenger RNA from Paecilomyces variotii, 2506 nucleotides. Its product is annotated as high affinity methionine permease. Gene Ontology annotation, biological process: amino acid transmembrane transport. Gene Ontology annotation, cellular component: membrane. Lineage: Eukaryota; Fungi; Ascomycota; Eurotiomycetes; Eurotiales; Thermoascaceae. Gene Ontology annotation, molecular function: L-amino acid transmembrane transporter activity. The transcript has 6 exons. The record is from RefSeq and is a predicted model, not a curated record. The coding region runs from base 352 to 2100 and encodes 582 amino acids.